AUGACGCUCUCUUACAAGCAACGUAAAGUGGACCAUGUCUCGAAUCUGACUGGAGGCAGCGCGUGGGAGGUCAAUCUGGUCACACUUGUUGCGCCGGCCGCAGUACUCCUAUGGUCCGUCCUCCAGUCAAGAUCUCUGUUCUUCACGCCGUAUACCCCUGGCGCGUGCCUCGUAGACUUCCUACUUCAAUGUGGAGCUAUUCUGUUCGCAACAACGCUGUACUCCCCUGCGCCACUUUUGCUCAACUUCUUUAUUAUACUGCCUGCCAUUGUCACGUACUUCACUUCGAACUCAGCGCUGCGUCCUGCGAAAAUCAAACCUACACAGCAACCAAAGCACGCGACGAAAGCCGACGCAACCAAGCUUGACCAGUUCCCGAUCAAGCCUUUUAUCACAAGUUACCGUGGGGGAAUGAUAAUAAUAACAUGUGUGGCAAUUCUUGCGGUUGACUUUAAAGUAUUCCCGCGACGAUUCGCCAAGGUGGAAAAUUGGGGGACUUCACUCAUGGAUAUGGGCGUUGGAUCCUUCGUUUUUACGGCAGGUACCGUAUCUGUGCGCUCAAGCCUCAAAGAAAGUGCCAGCGGUAAGAUGCAGCCUUUUCUGCGGCGAUUUGCUGCAUCUUUAAGGCAUUCUCUACCUCUUCUAGUUCUCGGCUUGAUACGUCUCUAUAGUGUCAAAGGUCUGGAUUACGCCGAGCAUGUCAGUGAAUAUGGCGUGCACUGGAACUUCUUCUUUACUCUUGGACUUCUGCCGCCCUUUAUGGCUAUUUUCCAGUCCUUGUUUGCGCUUGUGCCAUCAUAUGCUGCUCUUGCAUUCAUCCUAAGUUUUGCUUAUGAAGUUGCUUUGGAUGAAAACAACACCAAUAUCAAGGAAUUCGUGUUUCUCGCACCUCGCACGGACCUGUUCUCGGCAAAUCGCGAAGGCAUCUUUUCUUUCAUCGGGUACCUGGCCAUCUUUCUCUCAGGUCAGGCUACAGGGACCUACGCACUUCCGCGUCAAGUGAUUUUACCAAAGACUGCCACAUUGUUUCAGAAACUGAGAUCAUCGACCGUAGCCCGACUGGUUGCUUGGGCUGUUGUAUGGUGGUCGUUGUACUAUGUCUCAGUCUCCUAUAACCGGUUCAAUCUCCGUGUCUCGAGGCGCUUGGCAAAUAUGCCAUAUUUUCUCUGGGUUUCCGCAUUCAACACGUCCCAAAUGGCGUUGUACUGUGCUAUAGAGACAAUUUGCUUUCCUGAUCUAUACACUUCUCCAGAUAGGGAGACUGAAAAGGCGCGCGCGGAAUUCGCGACCAGCUCGGUGCUGCGCGCCUUUAACAGGAAUGGGCUUGCGAUCUUCUUAAUUGCAAACCUUUUCACUGGUGCGAUCAACAUGACGAUGAAUACGCUUGACAUGGAGAGAUCUGAGUCUAUGGCUAUUCUUAUCAACUAUCUUGCAGGCGUCGCAACAGUGGCGCUCGUCUUGGACAGAUUUAACAUAUCGAUAAAGCUAUAG
This is a messenger RNA of Pseudovirgaria hyperparasitica, 1491 nucleotides long. Its product is annotated as GPI-anchored wall transfer protein 1. NCBI's taxonomy places the organism in Eukaryota, Fungi, Ascomycota, Dothideomycetes, Acrospermales, Acrospermaceae. Gene Ontology annotation, cellular component: endoplasmic reticulum; membrane. Gene Ontology annotation, molecular function: glucosaminyl-phosphatidylinositol O-acyltransferase activity. The record is from RefSeq and is a predicted model, not a curated record. The transcript is spliced from 2 exons. Bases 1 to 1491 code for a protein of 496 amino acids. Gene Ontology annotation, biological process: protein localization to plasma membrane; GPI anchor biosynthetic process.